Messenger RNA from Porites lobata, 3013 nucleotides. The record is from the annotation of a GenBank genome assembly. NCBI's taxonomy places the organism in Eukaryota, Metazoa, Cnidaria, Anthozoa, Scleractinia, Poritidae.
GGAAAGCCAAGAGGUUUAAGAACUGCUCGUAAACUCAAAAAUCACCGCCGAGAGCAAAGAUGGCACGACAAAAAUUACAAGAAGGCCCAUUUGGGAACAGCUCUUAAGGCUAAUCCCUUCGGUGGUGCCUCUCACGCCAAAGGAAUCGUUCUUGAGAAAGUGUAAGUUGUUAUAGUUGUUGUUUCUUCAUAUCCUUGCUCCAUUCUUGUGCAUAUUAAUUUCGAUGAGAAGGAAGACCAAGAUGUGAGACUUGAGAGAAGUGUGGACCAUUGCGAGUAAAUUGAGGAUUUAUUUUUGAGCUUUUUUUUUCGCAGUCGAAAUCUCGACUUUUUAGCCGUUUAUAACCAGUACAUAUUUAUCUUGUUUUAAUAUGCUAUAAUUAAAAUCUUUGUUUUACUUAAACCAAUUUUUGACACAAGUGUAAGUGAUCAUUAGUGGCUAUGAUUUUCACUAGCGACUGAGUCGGAGUCGUAAUCAGAAGCGUAGAGCUUAUGAUCUAAUGAAAACAGCGUUCUGAUGCUGCUCAUGAUUCUGUCGCUUAUGUUCUGCUCAUGAUCUAAUGAAAACCAGAUUGUCGGAGUUGGAAGCUGAAGCAGAAGAACCAAACCAAUGACAAAGUGUGGGAACGUGCAUUGUGAUUGGUUUAUACUUCUGCUUCUGCUUUUGACUCCGACAACCCUCUAGAUUGUUAUAAUGAUUUAACCAGGGGCAUGAUCUGACUGGGGUGAACCACACACCCUCAGUUUCUAUGACAAUAUAACAGAACAAUAGAAAGUUGUGUGUUUUUCUCUUCCUUUGGUAUUUUUAUUGUAUAGACUAUAAAGAAAUAGUUUUUAGAUGUCAGUAUAAAAAGGAUUUUCUAUAAGAAUGGAGUGAUGCCCGAGGUUAGAGUCACUGGGCUGAGGCACUCUAUGACUGCUCAGUGCUAUUUCCUCGAAAAACGAAGUGUGUUCUUAUUCACUGGGUGGCCUGUGACAGUCAUGCCGAUAAUUCAGAUUAACCCAGUCACCUGCUCACAGACAUUUUGGACAUUAAACUAAUGGUGGUUUGGUUAGUGCAGGCCUUGUGGUCUGAGGAAGUGCAAGUAUUUUGACUAACUAAGAAUAACUUUUACUUGAAUUGCUUAUUUUCUUUAAUUUACAUUGUUUAGUGUUAACAUUUGGAAAUUUAUGUUACCUAAGUCUGUUAAGCUGUUUCUACAGUAGGGCUGUCGCUAAAUUUCAAGGUGCCAGGUGUAUGAGAAUUAAACAGCUACAAGGUUCUUUUGAUGCUGUUUCCAUUUUGUUUCCUAUGAUAGUAGAGGGGUUCAUGCUUAUAAGACAGUGGAACCUCAAUGUAACAAACCUCAAUAUAACAAGUCAAAUAAGUAGUCAGUAUAACGAGCAAGAUUUUCUUCCGCAGUAGUCGUAAACUAUAUGGAACUAUAUGCUUAAUAUAAUGAAACCUUGUUUUAGCAAAUUAUUUUGCCAGGCCCUUGACCUUUGUCAUUUUCUAGGGUCCACUUUAGCAGGGGGAAAUCUCCUGUCCUCAGCCUUUAAUGACAGUCCCUUACAAUUUGCCUUGCUGGUGACACAUUUUUAUAUUUAAACUGUGGCUUUUGUGACUUUUCACAGAGGUGUUGAAGCCAAGCAGCCCAACUCUGCUAUCCGAAAGUGCGUGCGUGUACAGCUGAUUAAGAAUGGAAAGAAGAUCACUGCCUUUGUGCCUAAUGAUGGUUGCCUUAAUUUUAUUGAAGAAAAUGAUGAAGUUUUAAUCUCUGGUUUUGGCAGAAGAGGUCACGCUGUUGGUGAUAUCCCUGGAGUGCGAUUCAAGGUUGUUAAGGUUGCCAACGUGUCACUUCUUGCUCUGUUCAAGGAGAAAAAGGAACGUCCUCGAUCUUAAUUUUCCAGUUACAAGAAUAAACUUGUGUAAAGUGCUUGAAUGUUUCCUUUAUUUCUGUUUAUUAAUAAUGCUUAAGGUAAAGGUCCUUAUUUUACGUAUGAUUCUUCAUUUGACAGACAAACUUUAGGCCAAUGGUGCACUCAUUCCCCCCCCCAACCUCUCUCCAUCAGUGCUCUGUUUGUUUUAUGGGUAAAGCAACAUGGUUAAAAGGUUAAGGUUAAAGGCACGUUUAUAGUGGAAGGUGCACUUAGCUAGUCAGCUAAUUUACAAGCACUCCACUCAAAUAUUUAGAAACAAAUAAUUCAAAUACAACAUAACAGGAUUAAAAACCCCAACUGGCAGAAGGCAACCAGUUGGCUAUUUACAAGCGUGGUCGAGAAUUUAAACUCGGGACGACCGAGCUCAAAUCCAGCAAGUGGCCAGAGCGGGACUCGAACCCGGGACCGCCGGAUUGCGAGUCCAACGCGCUGACCACUCGGCCACGCUGCCUCCCAAGAAAAAAGAAAAAUGAAAAGAAAAGAAGUCAAAAGUAGGGUGUUGAGACCUCUGGCACAUAAUAUUGUGCAUUAACCGACUCUUAAUCCUUGCGCCUACAUUAAUUGAAUCCGGGGCAUGCCACAUCCUCUUUGACAAGAGGGAGUCGACUCAUUUUGCAGUUAUGUCACUCAAUCAUGACAUACACAUACGGUUUCUUACUUCCCAUAAAAUGCAAUAAGUAUUUGGUGCAAAAAGCUUGGUGUCAUGUGCUGGUGCUUCCCUCCAUUCUUGUUAACGUGUUGGAAAUUCAGUCCAAUGCCAUGUACUUGUUACUGUGGUGUGAAUCAGCAAAUUGCGCAAAGAAGCUGUUGUCUCGAUAUACAUGUUAUUGACCAAGCUUGAGGUCAAGAUGGCUGAUAUUGGCCAGGUUCUUUCUUGUACUUUUAUGGACCAAGGCUAAGAAUGAGGUUAAUAUUCAGCCAUUUUGACCUAACAAGCUUGUUCAAUAAAGGAUUUAUUUUGUGGCUAAAACAAAAUCUUUUUGUGCAAAACAAAGCAGUAAAUCCCACACAGGUAAGAUAAACUUAUUUUGCCUGUGCAGACAGCCAUUCAGAAUGAUGGAUAUGCUUCAUCUUAACUGUCUGAUGAACCAGCC